Messenger RNA from Budorcas taxicolor (takin), 5388 nucleotides. It is a transcript of the gene PARP14, whose product is annotated as poly(ADP-ribose) polymerase family member 14. Gene Ontology annotation, biological process: negative regulation of gene expression. Gene Ontology annotation, cellular component: cytoplasm; nucleus. Lineage: Eukaryota; Metazoa; Chordata; Mammalia; Artiodactyla; Bovidae. Bases 1 to 5388 code for a protein of 1795 amino acids. Gene Ontology annotation, molecular function: transcription corepressor activity; nucleic acid binding; NAD+ poly-ADP-ribosyltransferase activity. The transcript is spliced from 17 exons. The record is from RefSeq and is a predicted model, not a curated record.
AUGGCUGAGCCCGGCUCCUUCCCGCUGCUGGUCGAAGGGUCCUGGGGCUCCCAGCCCCCGAAGAACUUGAGCACCAAGUUGCAGAUGUACUUCCAGAGCCGGAAGAGAUCUGGAGGCGGGGAGUGUGAGGUCUGCCCGGUGCCAGGGAGCUCGAACCGCUUCCUGGUGCUCUUCUACCCGGACGACGUUCGGCAGCGAGUUCUGGAGAGAGAGAACCACGAGUUAGAAUGGCCGGGAAAAGGAACAUUCAAGUUAACUGUCCAGAUUCCCACAGUCCCAGAUGAAGUCCAGGAGGGGAAAAUUCCCACAAAGGAAUCCAAGACCAAAGAAAAGAUUGAAGAAUCAGAUUCAUCAAAAAAACUAGAGGAAGACCUCUCUCUCAGUAGAAGAUCAGAAAAAGAGGAAGACACCCGAAAAGAGUGUGAAGAUAUUUCCUCUUUGGUUGCAUUUGAAAAUCUCAAGGCAAAUGUGACUGAUGUGAUGUUAAUCUUGUUAGUGGAGAAUAUAAGUGGCCUGACGAAUGAUGACUUUAAAUUGGAAUUUAUACGAGACUUUAAUGUGGCUGUAGUUACCUUUCAAACGUAUACUGAUGCCUUGAAAUUUGUUGGUGAAUGUCCCAAGCACCAUUCAGUGAAAAAACUUCAGCUUUCUGCAAGACUUCUGGAAGUGACAAAAACAAUUCGAGUUGAAAACCUGCCACCUGGUGUUCAGGACCAUGAUUUAAAAUGUUUAUUUGAAAAUCCUCAUAAUGGAGGGGGAAGAGUUGUCAGCAUCGAAUAUUUCCUUGAGGAGAGUUCAGCACUGAUUGAAUUUUUUGACAGAAAAGUGAUGGACACCAUCAUGACCAAGAAACUUGACCUCAAUAAUAUGCCACUCUCUGUGUUCCCAUACUAUCCUUCUUUGGGCACAGCCUUGUAUGGAGAGGAGAAACCUCUGAUCAAGCUUCCGGCAUCAUUCAGAGAACCACUGGAUCUUUCCUUAUGGAAAUUCUUGCAGAAAAAGAAUCUGACUGAGGAGAUACAUGAUCAAAUGAGACGUUGUCACUGUGAGCUGACGUGGUGCCAGCGCAACAGUGAAGUGAUCAUCAGACCUGCAGCCACAUUAGUCAAUGAAGGAAGGCUAAGAGUCAAGACUUGGCAGAAAGAUGUUUCCAAACUUUUCUCUGACAUCAGGUCUAAAUAUACAGUGACCUCAUUUAAAGUGGAUCCAACAGUGUGGGACACCAUUAAAGACAGUUUAGAAGAUGAUAAGAUUUUGAUUGAAUUUGAUGCACUUGCAAGCAUUGUAACCUUAGUGGGGGAGUCAGACGAUGUACAAAACAUUGAGCCACAGAUCAAGGACUUAAUAGAAAGCACCAUUCAAAAUAUGAAAAGAGAAGAGCAAAGUCUGAAACAAAAACUGGCCAUUACUUCAAGCAAGUAUUCACUUCUUUUGCACAGUGGCAUACAAGAGCAGCUCCACACAGAGUGCCCAGAGGUGGAAAUUUAUUAUGAUGAAGCCUCUCAACACAUGUGCUUCAAAGGACUCCCUGCAGAAGUGUAUAAAGUAAAGUGUGAAAUCCAGGAAAAGGUAUACAGCAUGGCUCAGAGAAAAAUUCAUGUUCACCCUAAGGUUUUCCAGUUUCUGCAACAGGUUGACUGUGCAGAAUUCUCGAAGUCUCUCUUUACAGCACAGAACAUUCUUGCAGUUUACGAGCUAGAGGGCACAACCGUCCUCUUAACUGGCUUCUCUUCCGAAGUCCUUGUGAAAGCUGAAAACCAAAUGUGCAGCACCUUAAUUUGUAAGUGCAUUGAUGUUGAGGACAGGAAAGUCCUUAAUGGCAAGAAUUGGAAAGGGCUCACUGGAAAUUUGUGUAAGAAACACAAUUCCUCCUCAAAGACUGUAGUAAUCCAGGAGGUAACUUCAGGAACUGCAGCCCAGGUCAUCAUUGCAGGCUGUAUAAGAGACGUAAGUAAAAUCUACGACUUGCUUUUUGACUUCGUGGAAAAGCACACAAAAAUAGAGAGAUGGCAUGGAGUAGAGAGUUCCUUAAUUGUUAAUUAUUUAAAAGCAGAAAAGCAAAUCUGGCCAAAUAUAAAGAGGAUGAAUGUUCAGGUAAAUUUUAAUCCUGAGAACAAGCAAAAAGCCAUUUCACUAAUUGGCCCAAAGACCAAAGUCCUGGAGGGAAUGAAAAUUGUCAAACAAGCCUUGGAUUCGGUGUGUGUUAAAAGCAUCCAUAUUGAUAAACCAGGAGCUGGUCAGUUCUUCCAGGAUAAAGCACGGUAUUAUAAAAGUGAGGUCAGAAGAUUAUUUGGUUGUUUUAUUGAACUGAAGAAAGAUGAAGAAAAGGCGCGAGGCGGCACUGGUGGGCAGAGGUGCUUAUUUCGGACAGAUUUAGCUCCUGGAGUCUCGCUAAUUGUGCAGCAAGGCGACUUGACACACUUUCCAGUCCAGGUGGUGGUGAAUGCGGCCAAUGAGGAACUCAAGCCCAGGGGGGCAUUGGCUGUUGCUCUUCUAGGAGCAGCUGGCCCUGAGCUUCAAGAAGACUGUGACCAGAUAUUGAAGAAAAAGGGCAAGAUCUCACCUCCCUGUGCCGUCAUCUCGAAAGCAGGAAAGCUCCCAUACCAACAUGUGAUCCACGCAGUGGGGCCCCAGUGGAAGAGUGAUGAGGCCCAGAAAUGUGUGUGGCAGCUAAAGACAGCUGUGAGAGAAAGUCUCAAUUUGGCUGUAAAACACAAGUACCAAUCCAUAGCCAUCCCUGCUAUUAGUUCCAGAACCUUAAGCUUUCCUCUAUCCCUGUGUGUGGAGACCAUUGUUUUGGCGAUCAAGGAAUGGUUCCAGUGUAAGAAGAAUGGAUCCACCUUGAAAGAGAUUUACCUUGUGGAUAUAGCUGAGAAGACUGUUGAGGCCUUUGCUGAAAGUGCCAAAAGUAUAUUUAAAGACACCCUGCCUGAUGUUGCUUCCCUGCCCAGUUUACCAGCAGCAGCCCAGCCCGACAAGAGAAAAGAUGAUGGAAAUGGAUCAAGUCUGUUGACCCCAGAAGGCCUGAGGAUCCGACUGGUGAAAGGAGAUGUGCAGAAUGCUACAACCCAUGUUGUUGUCAACUCCAUUCCCUCGGAUCUUGAGCUUGAUAGAGGACCCCUUUCCAAGGCCUUCUUGGAAAAAGCAGGACAAAAGCUCCAGGAGGAACUGAAGACAGCUGGACAAGGGGUUGUUGUUGAUGUGGGCACUGUUCUCCAAACCAGCGGCUGCAAUCUGCACUGCCACCGUGUGCUUCACGUGGUGGCUCCAGACUGGAGAGAUAACAAACCGUCUUCACAGAAGAUCAUGGAAAACAUAAUCAGAAAAUGUUUGGAGAUCACUGAGAGCUUGUCCUUAGACUCAAUUGCAUUUCCAGCGAUAGGAACAGGAAAUCUGGGGUUUCCUAAAAACGUUUUUGCUCAAUUAAUCACCUCAGAAGUAUUCACAUUCAGUAGAAAGAGUCAAUCCAGAACUUUACAAGAGGUUUGGUUUCUGUUGCAUCCAAGUGAUCAUGAAACUAUUCAGGCAUUCUCAGAUGAAUUUGCCAGAAGAGCUAAUGGAAAUAUCAUCACUGACAAAAUUUCCAAGGCUGAAAGUACACAAGAUUUCUAUGGGACUAUUUCUAACCCUGAUUCAGGGAUGUAUGAAAUGAAGAUUGGGCCCAUCCUUUUCCAAGUAGCCUCUGGAGAUAUCAGCAAAGAAGAGGCAGAUGUGAUCGUAAAUUCAACAUCAAAGUCAUUUAAUCUCAAAACAGGGGUUUCCAAAGCAAUUUUAGAAAGUGCUGGGGGAAAUGUGGAAAUAGAAUGUUCUCGCCAAGCUCAACAGGGCCACAGUGAUUAUAUAAUUACUGAAGGCGGGUUUUUGAAGUGCAAGAAUAUCAUUCACGUCAUUGGUGGAAAUGAUGUCAAGAGAUCAGUCACCUGUGUUUUGCAAGAGUGUGAAAAACGCCAUUACUCGUCUGUUUGCCUCCCGGCCAUUGGGACAGGUAGUGCCAAACAAGACCCAGAUAAGGUUGCAGUAGCCAUAAUUGAUGCCAUUGAAGAAUUUAUUCAGAAAAGAUUAGUCCAGUCUAUGAAAAAAGUUAAAGUUGUUAUCUUUCAGCCUCAACUACUGGAUGUAUUUUAUGCCAACAUGAAAAAAAGAGGACCUCAGGCUUCUUUCCAACAGUGUAUGAUGUCUAAAAUUGCAUCAUUUUUGGGCUUCUCAAGUAAAUCUCCCAAAAAACAGACUCUGGUUUUAGAAAAGAAAACAGAAUUAGCAGUUUUUCAGGUGUGUGGUAAAAAUGUAAAAAAUGUGGAAGACGCUCUCUUGUGGAUACAGGACCUCAUUCGAAAGGAACAGUGUCCCUACUCCAGUGAAGAUGGAUGUAUCAAACACUUUGACACAAACGAAUAUAAAGAAUUGGAUGAGCUUCAGAAGAAGCUAAAUAUUUCCAUUUCCUUGAACCGUGAAAGACCUUUGAUUGAGGUUUCUGGAAUUACCAAAGAUGUGAUGCAGGCUAGAAAUGCGAUUGAGGACAUGAUCAAAAGAGUUAGCCUGUCCAAAGAACAGGAGUCUCUGGCAGAUCGCACCCGCGACUUUGUAGAAUGGCAAUAUGAGGGCGGUGAUAAUAAACUUCAUAGUUUUGACAAAAUAACCAACAUGCAAUUGGAGGAUGCAAAGAAACAAAAGAGAAAGACAAUCGAUGUCAAAAUCAAUCAUCAGAGCUACACAGUGGACUUGAGGACAUACGUUGCUACAGAUGCAAAAGGAAACAGCUUAUCUGUUCAGCGCCAUACAAAAUCUGAAGUUGAGCUGCCUCCAUACUGGAGUGAUAUGAAGCAGCAGAAAGUCUGUGUGGUUGAGCUACAGCCUGAUCAUCCAGAAUACAGAACUGUGGCAAGCAAGUUUCAUGUAACCUGUGCACACUUCAUCAUAGAGAAGAUUGAGAGGAUUCAGAAUCCAGAGCUCUGGAAACACUAUCAGACAAAGAAAAACAACAUGGAUGCCAAGAAUGGCCAGGUGACCAAUGAGAAGCUGCUCUUCCAUGGGACAGAUGCUGCCUCAGUGGCGCUUGUCAACGGAAACGGCUUUAACCGCAGUUACGCUGGAAAGAAUGCUGUAGCAUAUGGAAAGGGAACCUAUUUUGCUGUCAAUGCCAGUUACUCCGCCAAUGACGUGUACUCCAGACCAGACGCAAACGGGAAGAAGCAUAUGUACUAUGUGCGAGUACUCACUGGAUGCUACACACUUGGAAACGCAUCAUUAAUUGUGCCUCCUCCAAAGGACCACCAAAAUCCUACUGACUUAUAUGACACUGUCACAGAUUGUCUGCAAAAUCCAAAUUUAUUUGUGGUAUUUUAUGACUACCAGGCUUACCCAGAGUACCUCAUUACUUUUAGACGUUAA